Messenger RNA from Penicillium malachiteum, 720 nucleotides. RefSeq lists its product as uncharacterized. Bases 1 to 720 code for a protein of 239 amino acids. The record is from RefSeq and is a predicted model, not a curated record. NCBI's taxonomy places the organism in Eukaryota, Fungi, Ascomycota, Eurotiomycetes, Eurotiales, Aspergillaceae. The transcript has a single exon. Gene Ontology annotation, molecular function: protein dimerization activity.
AUGUCGGCCGAUCAGCUAAUAGUAUCACCCCACCAUUCAUCCAAGGGAUGCUGCAACGGGAAAAGUGUCACACGCCAAUACACCAAGAAGCGAACAUCUAUUGAAGAUGGACUACAAUGGGGAUCUGAUCCCAGCUUUUGCUUCCAUGGUUUUUCUCGCCCGAUUGGAACAUGGACAGAAGACCGACUUGUCCGAAACCUGCUACGCGACAUGGCCUGCAUGUUUAGCGGCGUCGACAUCGACGGCAACUUGGAUAUCAAAGCGUUAAAUUAUCCCGUCAACUGGCUUUUUGAUUCAAGGAAUCCAAUGAUUCUCAAGCCAGAACAAGCUUCUUCAACAAAAUCUAGAGCUGUUCUCUCCACCAUCCAAUCUACCAUCCCAUCAACGUUGUCUUUCGCGCCAACAACCACAGUCCAACGAGUGAAUGAUGAAAAUCCGCCAAUCAAGAAGCAAAAAUGUGUACAAGGGCCUGGUCAGGCUCUCUGUCACUGCCGGUCAGAGAAAAAGAGACGAGAGGCAGUCGGAAAAGGAUAUCACGAUCUUGGUGAAAUUGUUCCGGGGCUUGCGAACAAUAAUUUUACGAGAAAGUAUGUUCUGGAUAAAACAGCGAAAUAUGUCCAGGAAUUAGUACUGGGUAAUCAGAAGUUGCGACAAGAACUGGAAUCUCUAGAACAAGAGGAGAAGGAUAUAGGGAUGCUGUUCAAAUUUGCUCACGAUUGA